UAUGCAGCCUGUCUUCAUGAGACGUAUAAUGUGUUUCUCAUGAAGACAUACAUAUUUUGAGCGAGAGCUGUUUGAGUUAUCCAUGGCUUCUUUUAUUCUCCUCUUCCUCGUAGAAGCUGCUCGUAGUCUUCUUUGAUUGCUCCCUUAUUUCAUCACACUUCUCUUUAAAUCAAACAUCCAGUUUUUUAAAUCUCCACAGACUGAAAAUUUAUAAAAAUGUCCCGAUUUGGGUUUAAUAAUAGUAGUGGCAACUAUUCUCGAUUCGGUAUUUCUUCCAUUAAAUGGAGCCCUUGUUGUAAACUAAAUCUCACUUCGGGAGCUAAAUUCAUUGCAAUUGCUCAAAUGGUAAUGGCCUUCAUGACUACGAUGUCGGUUGGAAUCGUACUAGUUCUAGUGCUUGCUCUGCAAUAUAACCAGACCACGGAUGAAAGUCCGCUAUACCAAAUUCCGCACAAACACAUGACUCUCCUGGUCCUUCUUAUGGUUGGGUUGUCCUUCUACACGUAUUUGCACUACUACCUCUUCAGGGGGAUUAAGGAGAGGAACUUUGACAAGGUGGACCGUUGGUGGAAGAUCAUGGCAGCCUUAAUCUUCGUCUUCUUCAUCUUGUCCCUCUACACGAUGAAAGUUUUCAACAAGACAUCGAUCGAAUUUUCCGAGGUGUUCCUCUCCCUCUUUGACCUCUACUCCCUCUGGGUCAUCCACGCUUAUCGGAAGGAGCUCUCUGAAGGGGCCGACCACACCGUCGAGUUUGAACGAGUUCUUUAAGAACAAAUAUCCAAAAAUAAUGGGAACAAAACUGUUUUGUGACAGGAAUUUGUAUGACUGAUAAUUUAAGAGACUGAGCGACAAUUUCUGGCUCUUUGGUGUAUAUUUACCCAUUUUGUUGUUCCCGUAAUCCGCAAAAUUGAUAAAAGUCGAGAUGUAAAUAAAAAAGGUGGGUGCAAAGGCUUAACCUUGAUUUAAAA
This is a messenger RNA of Folsomia candida, 968 nucleotides long. RefSeq lists its product as uncharacterized. Bases 217 to 768 code for a protein of 183 amino acids. Lineage: Eukaryota; Metazoa; Arthropoda; Collembola; Entomobryomorpha; Isotomidae. The transcript is spliced from 4 exons. The record is from RefSeq and is a predicted model, not a curated record.